UGGGUCGGUUACUGAAGGAGAACCGCAACCGCUUUAAAGCCGAGGGGAUAAAAUUUAUCCUCGUAAAACACGAAACUUCGGACUAAAUACGCGACUUUUUCCCUACGGAAGACUCAUUUAGCACUCCUGGUGGAUUUAUUUCCCAAAGAACGCACCGACAAACCUGGAAUAUACUCGCUGGUUAACAGUUUUCGAGCUCCACAGCUAACGAGGCUAACUGGCUAAACAUGGAGGGGAGAACCUGAGGGAAAAGAAAAUCCAUUAAAAAAAACCCAAAAUGAAGGUUUUAAAAAAGGUUAUUUCUGUGGAACGGGGCCAGAAUUAUGUAUUAACUUCUGUGUAAAAUAUUUUAUUUCUUAUUUUUUUGGAUUGUUUGGUUUAGUUUGAAUGGACGACAGUUUAUGAUUUUACUUUAUUUAUAUAAAAAAAGUUGUUUAGCUAACUUGCUAAGUUUUUAGAUCCGCACGGACGCGCGCGCGUUAAUGGAAUAUUCUGGAAUUUAUUAGAAGAACAGCAAUAAUGCUAAGACUAAGACUUGUUUUGCGUCGGAUUGAGUUAUGAAAUGCAGAGGACAAGUGUUCCUGUGUUCCUUGGAGAUGCUCCUGGUCGCCUGUGAGAGAGAAUAAACUAUCAGGGUUAAUAAUAAGGUAUAAAUAAUAAUAGUUAUAGUAGUAAUAACAACAUCAUCAUAAUAAUAAUAAUAAGGAGAAGAAGAAGGAGAAGACGUCGUGAUGGAAGGUCGGGAAACUCCGUGAUCGUGGAGCCGGGUCAACCCGCAAACACCCAAUUUCCCCCCAUGGGUCUGAUGGUUGUAGAUCUGUUAUUACAUGGAGACUAGUUGGACAUGCCGAGGAAGGAGUUACCAUUACCAGAGGGUUGGGAGGAGGCCCGGGAUUUUGACGGGAAGGUCUACUACAUUGACCACAUCAACCAGACCACGAGCUGGAUCGACCCCAGGGACAGGCACACGAAGCCCCUGACUUUCGCCGACUGUAUAGGAGACGAGCUGCCUUUAGGAUGGGAGGAAGCGUACGAUCCGCAAGUCGGCGCCUAUUACGUCGAUCACAACACAAAGAGCACUCAGCUGGAGGACCCGCGGGUGCAGUGGCAGCACGAGCAGGAGCACAUGCUGCGCGAGUACCUCAACGUCGCCCAGGAAGCACUGAGCGCCCAGAAGGAGAUUUACCAGGUCAAGGAGGAGCGACUCCGUCUGGCACAGCAGCAGUACAAACAGCUCAAUGACGCCUGGAGGGACAAGUCAUCCUCGCAGACCAGCUUAAACUCCAGAUCCUCAUCGAGCAGUAAAUACGAUCCAGAAAUCCUUAAGGCGGAAAUCGUGACCGCUAAGAGUCGGGUGAGUAAGCUGAAGAGAGAUCUGGCCUGCAUGAGGCAGGAGCUUCUUUAUAAGGAGCAGGGGUUCGAAACGUUGAAAGAAAUUGACCACAAGCUGGCGAGCGCUUCAUACGGGUACAAGCAGCACGAUCCCCAAGCCAUCCUGAAGGAGGUCCGGACAAUUAAAGAUGCCAUCAGCUCUGGAGAAAGAGAAAAGCAGGAGCUCAUGCAGAAACUGGCUGUGUUGAAAGAUGGCUUCCAUUUGGAUUACGGCUCUCAGACCGAGCUGUGGGCGAGUAACCCCUCUCUGUCCAACUCGAAUCUGUCGCUCCCUCGCCUCUACUCUGAUGCAGAGUCCCAGACUGACAUACCCACCGAGUUCGGCUCGAUUUCCAACAUGCUGGCCGAGAAGGUACGACUGAGCUUAAAAUACGAAGAAGCAAAAAGGAGAAUCGCCAACAUCAAAGUCCAGAUCGCCAAGUUGGACAACGAGUCAUGGCCCGGUUUGCUAGAUCCCGAGCGGGACCGGCUCAUCCUCAUCAGCGAAAAAGAGGAACUGCUAAAGGAGCUGCAGUACGUCAAACCCUGCAAGCGCGCUCCUAGCGACGCCGAGAAGAUCGAAACGGAGAAAAAGCGAUUGGAGAAGGACCUGCAGGCGGCACGCGACAGCCAGAGCAAAGCUCUCACGGAAAGAUUGACGCUACAUUGCAAGAGGAACAAGCUGGUGAAGGAGCUGGAGGACGUGGUCAGGCAGGCGUCCUCACUGCACACACAGCUGAAGAGCCUGUCAGCUAGCACGCUGUCCUGUUCGUCGGGAAGCAGCCGAGGUUCUCUGACGUCCAGCCGCGGCUCGCUGGCCGCCUCCAGCCUUGGCUCGCUGUCGUCUCUCAGCUUCACCGACGCCUACUUGGAGCACCAGAGCGAGCUGAGCGACCCGGACUUCCAGGUCAAGUUGGACUCGCUGCUCCAGGAGAGCACCUCGUCUACCUACAGGCCCUCCAGCUCCAUCCCCACCAUCCACGAGAACGAGGUGACAUCAGGGCCAGCCGCCAGCGCCGCAGGUCAGGGAGCGGGUCUACGCGCCCACGCCCUCCGUCUGUCAGAGACGCCCGGGUCCAUGAGCUCUCUGUCGCCGCGCUCGUCACUGUCCUCGCUGUCUCCGCCCUGCUCGCCUCUCGUCCCCGACGCCUCGUCGCUGGCCGGAGAGGCUUUCACGGGUUCGGCCUCUCAGCUUGACCUGGAGCUGCAGGCCCGUCUCAGCGAGCUCAGCCUGCAGGGGGACGCCAAGCAGGAUGCCACUAAAGAUCUCGAUUCCCAAUCAAGGGUCUUGGGGUCCGCCUCAAAGAAAGCGGGCGUGACGUCGGCCGUGUCGGACGAAUCGGUAGCAGGAGACAGCGGCGUGUAUGAGGCUUCAGAGAAAAGGCCUGGAGUCGCCGCCGAGCAGCUGCUGGGUGACGAAGACGGAGGAUUAGUCAGCUGCGCUCAGAUCAGACUGGGCCUGAAGUACGAGGCUAAAGAGAAACGCUUCGCCAUCUUCGUCAUGCAGCUGACCAACUGCAGCACGCUCGCUGUUCCUGACAGCCAGAACAUGUACGUCCGGGUGGUAGUGCUGCCCUGCCCGGAGGCCACACGCUGCCUGUUCCGCACACGCAGCUCACAAGCUCAGGACACGCUGGAGUUCAACGAGGUGUUUGCCGUGCAGCUCUCCCCCACCGCCUUCAGACACAAGACCCUCCGAAUUGAUGUCUGCUCCACCACCAAGUCCAGAAGAGAGGAUUGUCUGGCUGGAGCUCAGAUCAGUUUGGCUGACAUGGAGUGUUCAGAGGAGUGGUGCACAAAGUGGUACAACCUCCUCAACUACCUGCUCAUCGCAGACAUGAAUGGCAAGAACAAAGAGCUCAGGGCUCCCAUGCAGUCUGAUGAGACAAUAGAUCGCUCCACGGAAAUCCCAGCGGCAAACACGAAGACGGUCGAGUCAGACUGGCUGGUGGAGCCUCUCGAGAGCGACGUGUUUGUGGACGGAGUGGGCAGCGACGGUGAAGGGGAGGUAUUUAACUCAGAAGACUGUCAGUGGGAAGCAGAGGAGGAAGAGGAUGUGCAGGAGGAGGAGGAGCGAGCGGCGGCGUACGAGCCUCCUCCAGCAGCAAAAGUAGCAGUUAUUCCUGAAAAGGUGAAUAAAGAGACAAGCAUGGAUGGUCUCGCUCCUCACAGCGCCGCCGCCUCCUCCUCGUCCUCCGUGGUCCGGCCCAAAGAGCGACGGCUUGAGCUCAACCAGCAGAAUCCUUUUGUCAGGGGAAACACUAUAAUUCGCUCCAAGACCUUUUCCCCUGGUCCACAAAGCCAGUAUAUCUGCAGAAUCAACCGAAGCGACAGCGACAGCUCCACUCUGUCCAAGAAGUCUCCUUUCGUCCGGAACGCCUCAGAGAGGCGCAGCGUCCGUAUCAAAAAGCCACCGAUGCAGAUGCGGGGUUUGGACGGCGUGAUGCGCACUCCUCUGGACCUGGAACUUGAGCUGCAGGCAUCCCGGACGCGCCACAACCGCCUGAAUGAGGAGCUGCGGGUCCUGCGGCAGCUGAAGGAGCAGAUGGAGAGCGCGAGGCAGCAGGGCCAGCGCAGCCUUCCGGCGUGGGUCCAAGAGGACGAGCGCUUCCGACUGCUGCUCACGCAGGCCGAGAAACAGACUCAGGAGGAACAGCUGCAGGAGCAGAAAGUGGAGAAGAUGAUGCGAGCGGCUGCCAAGGAGGUGCACAAAAUCCGAGGGCAGAGCCGCAAAGAAGGUCCCGAAGUCCAGUCCUUCAGAGAGAAGAUGGCCUUCUUCACACGAGUAAAGAUAAAUGUUCCUGACCUACCAGCUGACGAUGUAUAGACCACAUGCAAGAGUCUUAACUGCUGUUUCACUGAAGAAGAACCUGACCUCUGGUGGUAUUAUGAAGAAUGAAGAAUUAUCAUUAUUAUAAUUAUUAUCAUUAUUGCAGAAUAUUACGUGUAUGUCGAGUAGGAACAUUGUCCAUUUUAAAACACUGGGUUUUUUUUAGUUCUCAGUUGAAAGUCUGACACGGCCUGUAGAUUCUUUCUCUUUUUAAAAACAAAAACAAAAAACAAACAAACAAAAAAAGACAUUGUACCAACAACCACAUUUUUUUUCUGUCUAUAGUAGCAAUAUUUUGUUUCACUUACUACUAAUAAUUGUAUAUUGGUAUAUGUAUUUUU
Clarias gariepinus (North African catfish) is the source of this 4542-nucleotide messenger RNA. It is a transcript of the gene wwc1, whose product is annotated as WW and C2 domain containing 1. Gene Ontology annotation, biological process: negative regulation of organ growth; regulation of DNA-templated transcription; regulation of hippo signaling. Gene Ontology annotation, molecular function: molecular adaptor activity; kinase binding. The transcript has 22 exons. Bases 845 to 4198 code for a protein of 1117 amino acids. Lineage: Eukaryota; Metazoa; Chordata; Actinopteri; Siluriformes; Clariidae. The record is from RefSeq and is a predicted model, not a curated record. Gene Ontology annotation, cellular component: cytoplasm.